This is a messenger RNA of Mollisia scopiformis, 1473 nucleotides long. RefSeq lists its product as uncharacterized. Gene Ontology annotation, biological process: positive regulation of transcription by RNA polymerase II. The coding region runs from base 1 to 1473 and encodes 490 amino acids. The record is from RefSeq and is a predicted model, not a curated record. Gene Ontology annotation, molecular function: zinc ion binding; transcription cis-regulatory region binding; DNA-binding transcription factor activity, RNA polymerase II-specific. Gene Ontology annotation, cellular component: nucleus. The transcript is spliced from 3 exons. NCBI's taxonomy places the organism in Eukaryota, Fungi, Ascomycota, Leotiomycetes, Helotiales, Mollisiaceae.
AUGGACAACACCAUCUCAACCAACAAGCACCAACGCUCACACGCCGGCUGCACACGCUGCAAACGGCGGCGACAAAAAUGCGACGAAAGCAAGCCCUGCGGACGCUGCACCAAAGCUCGCGUGGUCUGCGAAUACGCCGUCAAUCUACGCUGGGGCGGCCGUAGCUUUGAUCGUUCACGGUUCGGAGAUUGUCUGAAAGCUGGAGCGAGGAAGGUUGUUGGAGAUAGACAGAAGGAGUUUGUGUAUACGGCUUUAGCUAAUGUAGCAACGCCGGAACCGGCUGUCUUGAAGGCGUUUCCGUCGUUGACGAUGGAGGAAAAGAGGCUUUUGUUUCAUUUCACGGAUGAGGCGUCGAGGAUCACUUGCUGCAAUCCUCACGUGCAGAAGGAACUUUGUUCGUUGAUCGUGCCGAUGGCUGUCGAGUCACCAGCGUUGAUGAACGCAACCCUAGCUUGGGCAGCCCUUCACAGCAUGACGUUCUAUGGCAGUAUCGCUGGAGAGUCAGCAACUGAGGCAAUGCAGACAAUUGCCAAGUUCAAGGCGAGAAGCAUUGAGGGUCUUCGAAGAGAGUUGCAGGCCUCGACUUCCAUUGAUGCUUUGCUUGCUACUAUCCGGACACUAUGUCAGUGUGAGAUACAUUCCGGUAGCGAUCACGGCAGUACGUGGCGAGUACAUAUUAAAGGAGCCAAAGCCCUCAUGAAUACGAUUGAUCACUCAGGGGCAGCAUCAAGCUCUCGCCCAAGGCUGCUGUAUCGGUGGUAUGCUUCGCUGGACUCGUUGGCUUUGCUUUCAUCCUCCAGCACCCCGAUCGAAGAUAGCGAGCUGCCUGAGGAUGUUAGGAACCUUGAGAAUGUCCAAGUCUACCUAGAUGAUUACAAUGGCUAUUCGACCGACCUUUCAUACCUCCUCGGCAGGAUCGGAAAUGCUAUAGUGGCCCAAAAGCGACGCGAUCUUUUGUUUCCAGGCCUGAGUGUCAACUUAGAAGCAGACUUCCUCGAAAAUGCAAUCUGCCAAAUCAUGGAAAGAGACAAUUCAGCAACGCCGAGUUUCUACCCCGGCGUGCUUGAGAAGCUCAGUCCACACGCAAUACAAGAGUACGCUUGGUGCAAUCAAGCGUACCAGCAUACUGCUUUGAUAUACAUCCGGCGUCAUCUACGGAAGCUUCCUAGCGACAGCCCAGAAAUUCAAGAUUCGGUCAAGACGAUCAUUGAGUGUGUUCGAUUGAUUACCCCUGCUUACGGACUAUCGCCAACAAUUGUACUGACGACACCCUUAUUCGCUGCUGGCUGUGAAGCUCUGGGUCCAGACCGGACAGUUAUAAAGGAGCUGUUGAUCCAACUCUAUGAUUGUUUGAAGAUUCGCAAUAUUAAGCUUGCUUUGGAGGUGUUGGAGAACUACUGGGCGAACUGUGGUCCAGAUGAUGAUAUUGAAAUUGUGCUUCGCGGUCAGAAUUGGGACUUCAUUCCAUAUUGA